AUGAACGUAUCUAAUCUUACACCACAACCUCAGGAAACAGACUCCUCGAAAAAUGAAUUCAAAAUAUAUCAAGACCGAGGACUUGCUAAGAAUGUUAAAUUGGUCCAUGGGGUAAACCCAGUAUUAUUAGUGGAAAAAAUCACUAGAGAGAAGAUUCAAGACUCAAUAUAUUGGAAAUUAAAUUGCUUUGGUAUAAAUAUAAUCGGAUUCAUUGAAAAGGCCUCAAGUUUGCAGCUUUUAGCGGGGACAAAUAUCUCUAAUAAUCCAUCGCAUUUCCAAUGUCUUAUUCUUAAGCUCUUGCAGAUCCAACCCUCGGAAGAAGUGAUCAGGGAAUUCUUGGAGCAAAAAUAUUUCAAAUACUUGACCUGUGUCGCAUUAUUUUACGUUAGACUAUGCUACGAUUCAAAAGAAGUGUACGAAGUGCUAGAACCAUUCUAUGAGGAUUUUAGAAAAAUUAGGAUACGGGAAAACGCCUAUUCCGAAGUGAAAGAGUACCAUAUUGAUGAAUUUGUAGAUGAUAUGUUGCGGAAGGAAAGAGUGUGUGAUCUUAUUUUACCUAGACUAGUGGAUCGAUUAGUGUUGGAAGAUAAUGGGGAUUUAGAACCAAGGAAGAGUAUUUUCGAAAAUAGUGAAAGUGAAGAGAGUGAUGACGAAGUUGACGAAGAUGAGUUGUAA
Messenger RNA from Saccharomycopsis crataegensis, 675 nucleotides. It is a transcript of the gene PRP38, whose product is annotated as U4/U6-U5 snRNP complex subunit PRP38. Bases 1 to 675 code for a protein of 224 amino acids. The record is from RefSeq and is a predicted model, not a curated record. NCBI's taxonomy places the organism in Eukaryota, Fungi, Ascomycota, Saccharomycetes, Ascoideales, Saccharomycopsidaceae. The transcript has a single exon. Gene Ontology annotation, cellular component: precatalytic spliceosome.